Molecule: messenger RNA, 470 nt
Organism: Cantharellus anzutake
Lineage: Eukaryota; Fungi; Basidiomycota; Agaricomycetes; Cantharellales; Hydnaceae
Exons: 2
Coding region: 141-347 (68 amino acids)
Source: RefSeq, a predicted model, not a curated record
CUCCCCCACCCCGGCCAGGAAACUCAACCCGAAUGUCAGUCUUUGGUAGGUAUGCCUGUAGUGCUGACGUGAAAUCGCUGUGGAGCUCUCUGCCUUGGAUCGAGGUGUGUAAGUUUUGAAUCCGAACAGUGGGAUCCCCGAUGAGAGACACGAGCUCAUUUGCGGCGGCUAUGUCCUCGGGGGUCAGAGGCCCAUUCUUUGCUAGAACGACCUCCACGUGCCCUCGCUUAUCGAAUGCAGCUGCGAAAACAUCUCCAGGAUUUCCGGUGGUUAGUGCCGCGGCGAUGGCAUCGAGAAAGCGAACUUCGCGAUUGGUACCAUAUUCGCGGGUCGCUUUGUUGCUGUGAGUGCCGUAGGGCAUGUGGAGGUCUGAAUAGUUAAGCUCAUGCAAGAGCUGCAACUGCUCAGAGAGGUUGAUUUGAUUGUUGUUGGCCAUAUGUGGACAAAUAGGCAAAUAAAUUCGGCCAACU